GCUCUGCGCUGACCCUGAACGCGGUGAGCUCUCUGAACAUCGUAAGGUAGCUGAACGUUUGGACAUUUUGUCGCACGUGCAAUGCCAGCUUCUCGAACGAAGCGAGAUCUCUGUCUGCCGCGACCUUUCUGAGUACUGCGAGAUCGCGGAAAAGCGCCGUCUCUGUGAAGCACGGGGUGGUUCUGAGCGGCGCGGGCUGCUUGUGCAAAGUGAGAUGGCUGAGCGUCUGCUCCACCUAAAGUCUGUGCACCCGGAGUUGCCUGAAAGCUGUGCGGUCUUUGAGCAAAGUGAUCUGGUUGAACACCACGCACUCCCUGAGCACUUUGAUAUCGCUGAACGAAGUGAACUUUCUGGUGAGGGAGGGUUCUGUGAACAAAGCCGACCGUCUGAAUUCUGCGAGGUAGGCAAAUUCAGUGAACCCUUAGGUCAAAGUGGGUCUUCGGGGCAAAGCGACUCUUCAGAACAAAGUGGGUCUUUGGGGCAAAGCGACUCUUCAGAACAAAGUGAGUCUUCAGAACAAAUUGCAUCUUCAGAACAAAGUGAAUCUUCUGAACACAGCGGGUCUUCAGAACAAAGUGAAUCUUCUGAACACAGCGGGUCUUCAGAACAAAGUGAAUCUUCUGAACACAGCGGGUCUUCAGAACAAAGUGAAUCUUCUGAACACAGCGGGUCUUCAGAACAAAGUGAAUCUUCUGAACACAGCGGGUCUUCAGAAAAAAGUGAAUCUUCUGAACACAGCGGGUCUUCAGAACAAAGUGAAUCUUCUGAACACAGUAGGUCUUUUGACCUAAGUGAGUCUUCAGAACACAGCGAACCUUCUGGAAUAAGUGACCAAAUUGAGUCUUUUGAACCAUGUGAGCCCUCUGAAGAAAAUGAGCAUUCUGAGAAAAGGCAGUUUUUUGAACAAAGUGAGUCUUUUGAACACUGUGAGUCCUUUGAAGAAAGUGAAUCAUCUGAACACAGUGAACCCUUUGAGAAAAAUGAACCUUCUGAAAAGUGUGUAUCUUUGGAACAGUGCGAGCCCUCUGAAGAAGCUGAGCUGUCUGAUGGAAGUGAGGACUCUGGACAAAGUGAGGACUCUGAACAGGGUGAGGACUCUGAACAGGGUGAGGACUCUGAACAAAAUGACGACUCUGGACAAAGUGAGGACUCUGAACAAAAUGACGACUCUGGACAAAGUGAGGACUCUGGACAAAAUGACGACUCUGGACAGGGUGAGUGCUCUGAACAAAAUGAGGACUCUGAACAGGGUGAGUGCUCUGAACAGGGUGUGGAUUCUGGACAAAGUGAGGACUCAGAGCAAAGUGAGGACUCAGAGCAAAGUGAGGACUCAGAACAAAGUGAGGACUCAGAACAAAGUGAGGACUCAGAGCAAAGUGAGGACUCAGAGCAAAGUGAGGACUCAGAGCAAAGUGUGGACUCUGAACAGGGUGUGGACUCUGAACAGGGUGUGGACUCUGAACAGGGUGAGUAUUCGGAGCAAAGUGAGUACUCUGGACAAAGUGAUCUGACUGAAUAUUGUGAGUCCACUGAUGAUUGUGAGCUCUCUGAACAAAGUGGCACUGAAGAGCACAAGCUUUGUGAACAAAGUGAGGUCACUGAACAUUGUGUAUUAUCUCAAAAAAGUGAUAAGCUGGAAGAGCAUGAAUUGUCUGAACACCACAAGCUGUCUGAGACAUUUAAGCUUUCUGGGAGUGAGCACAGUGCUUGCUGUGACAUUCCUGAAGGAAGCAAGUUCUCUGAACAUUGUCAACCCUCUGAACACUGCCAGCCCUCUGAACACUGUGAGGUGCUUGGACACUGUCAUCCCUCUGAACACUGCCAGCCCUCUGAACACUGUGAGCUGCCUGGACACUGCCAGCCCACUGAACGCUGUGAGCCCCCUGAACACUGCCAGCUGCCUGGACACUGCCAGCCCUCUGAACACUGUGAGCUGCCUGGACACUGCCAGCCCACUGAACACUGCCAGCCCUCUGAACACUGUGAGCUGCCUGGACACUGCCAGCCCUCUGAACGCUGUGAGCACCCUGAACACUGUGAGCUGCCUGGACACUGCCAACCCACUGAACACUGUGAGCUGCCUGGACACUGUGAGCUGCCUGGACACUGCCAACCCACUGAACACUGCCAGCCCUCUGAACGCUGUGAGCACUUUGAACACUGUGAGCUGCCUGGACACUGCCAACCCACUGAACGCUGUGAGCACCCUGAACACUGUGAGCUGCCUGGACACUGCCAACCCACUGAACACUGCCAGCCCUCUGAACGCUGUGAGCACCCUGAACACUGUGAGCUGCCUGGACACUGCCAGCCCUCUGAACACUGUGAGCUGCCUGAACACUGCCAGCCCUCUGAACACUGUGAGCUGCCUGGACACUGCCAACCCACUGAACACUGCCAGCCCUCUGAACGCUGUGAGCACCCUGAACACUGUGAGCUGCCUGGACACUGCCAGCCCUCUGAACACUGCCAGCCCUCUGAACGCUGUGAGCACCCUGAACACUGUGAGCUGCCUGGACACUGCCAGCCCUCUGAACACUGUGAGCUGCCUGGACACUGCCAACCCACUGAACACUGUGAGCUGCCUGGACACUGCCAGCCCUCUGAACACUGUGAGCUGCCUGAACACUGCCAGCCCUCUGAACACUGUGAGCUGCCUGGACACUGCCAACCCACUGAACACUGUGAGCUGCCUGGACACUGCCAGCCCUCUGAACACUGCCAGCCCUCUGAACACUGUGAGCUGCCUGAACACUGCCAGCCCUCUGAACGCUGUGAGCUGCCUGGACACUGCCAGCCCUCUGAACGCUGUGAGCUGCCUGGACACUGCCAGCCCGCUGAACACUGUGAGCUGCCUGAACACUGCCAGCCCUCUGAACACGCAAAAAUAUGUGAGGAGAGUCAAGAUUUUGACUACUGUAAGGUCUCUGAAAGUGUGCUUUCUGAAUCCAGCCUGAUCUUGGAACAACAACCACUUUCUGAGCCAGACAAGCCAUCUGACAGCCUCUCCCAGCCCAACAGACUGUCUGAAGAACACGAGCUCCCUGAGCGAAGCAUAGCCUCUGAACACCAACUGCCAUCUGAGCAAGACCGUGUGUCUGAACCCGCGGACUCCUCUGAGGAGAACAGACUGGCCGAACACCACACAGCCCAGCAGCAAAGCGGGUCCUCUGAAUAUUUCCUGAUUUCGGAGGGCCCUGAUGAACAGGGCGAGCUCCCCGGAGAGACGGAGCUCCCCGAGCCCCACGGCUCCCCGGCCCGGGACCGCCCCGAGGACGGGCGGGCUCCGGAGGAAAGCGACCCGUCCGGAUACUUCGUGAUCGCGCAGCUCACGCAGCCCGAGGCGGAGGGCGAGGAGGAGCCCGAGGAGGGCGAGUUCUGCGAGGAGGGCGAGGACUGGGACCUCUGCGAGUGCGAGUUCUGCGUGCCGCCGGACGGGGACGCCCAGGUUCCCGCGAAGCCGCUGCUUCCUCAGAUAAAGUCUAAAGACGCGGGGAAGAUCUGUGUGGUGAUUGAUCUGGAUGAAACACUAGUGCACAGUUCAUUCAAGCCAGUGAACAAUGCCGAUUUUAUCAUUCCAGUGGAAAUUGAUGGAACAGUUCAUCAGGUGUACGUGUUGAAACGACCACACGUGGACGAGUUUCUCAGACGGAUGGGAGAGCUGUUUGAGUGCGUGUUGUUCACUGCAAGCCUAGCCAAGUAUGCGGACCCAGUGUCGGACCUGCUGGACAAGUGGGGAGCGUUCCGGUGCCGCCUCUUCCGCGAGUCCUGCGUCUUUCACCGCGGCAACUACGUCAAGGACCUGAGCCGAUUGGGCAGAGACCUCAACAAGGUCAUCAUCGUGGACAACUCCCCCGCCUCCUACAUAUUCCACCCAGACAAUGCUGUUCCCGUGGCCUCGUGGUUCGAUGACAUGUCCGACACGGAGCUGCUGGAUCUGAUCCCGUUUUUCGAGAGACUGAGCAAGGUGGAGGACGUGUACACAGUUCUGAAGCAACAGAGGACUUCUAGCUAACGUGACGUCACGGGGAGGAGGAGGGCGGGGCUUUCCGCGGGGGCCACGGAGGCUUGGGGGGGGGGGUGCGUGCCCGAGCCCCGCCCUGCCCCGCCCCGCACCGCCCCGCCCCUCAGCAGACGGACUGACCUCCGCGCCUACCCAGAAUCCCGCGCGAAGGAAGCGUGGAGCUGGAGCGAGCCCAGAAAGGAGGCUUCGGUCCGGAAGAGCGAGAUUGCCGCGGAGAACCUCUCAUCACAAACGAAAAAAAAAAAAAAAACGUGUAGAAUAAUGUUAACACUUGAAGAUUUGCUAUUCCUUUCUUUCGCUACUGUUUGUUUCCUCUACAAGACGAGUUUGAGGGAGGGCCCCGGUUUUAAAGGAACUUUGGUGGUCCUCAUAAGACGGGCGAUGCGGCCCUCCCUCUCUCUCAUGUAUAAUCAGUGCUAAGUGUACCGUACGCAUUUCACAGCGGAGGGCUUGGGUUUCGGGUUGAACUUCACUCAUUCCCACUUUUCGAUGAGUUGACCUCGAAUGCCCUAGUAAGUCUCCGAAAAAAAAUCUUAAUUGGGCAGCCACGCGGAAGCAGCUUGGAGUAUGCAGAUUCUUUUCUUAACCCAUGUGUUCUGAUUAAAAUAAAAAAAAUAUCACAGUAUUCAGAAUGUUUUAACACAAUAAUCAUCUUUAAUUUACCAUGCAAACACUUCAAAGUAAGGCAAAGCAUCGUAGUAUGCUUUCAAUAUUUGACUUUUUUUUUUUCUUUUUUUUUUUUAGUGAACCAAGUCUUAAAUGAAACCAGUGUUAUGAGUCAAAGCUUGUCCAUCACCAGUUGUAGCAUGUAAUGUAAAUGCCUACUUUGCUAUUUUUUUUCCCAGCUCCAGAAACUAAAUCGGAGAGAUUCCUGAUCAUG
Messenger RNA from Anguilla anguilla (European eel), 4904 nucleotides. RefSeq names its product CTD (carboxy-terminal domain, RNA polymerase II, polypeptide A) small phosphatase 1 (gene ctdsp1). Gene Ontology annotation, molecular function: RNA polymerase II CTD heptapeptide repeat phosphatase activity. NCBI's taxonomy places the organism in Eukaryota, Metazoa, Chordata, Actinopteri, Anguilliformes, Anguillidae. The transcript has 6 exons. The coding region runs from base 215 to 4015 and encodes 1266 amino acids. The record is from RefSeq and is a predicted model, not a curated record.